Gracilinanus agilis (Agile Gracile Mouse Opossum) is the source of this 2975-nucleotide messenger RNA. RefSeq names its product stress associated endoplasmic reticulum protein 1 (gene SERP1). Gene Ontology annotation, cellular component: endoplasmic reticulum. Gene Ontology annotation, biological process: endoplasmic reticulum unfolded protein response. The record is from RefSeq and is a predicted model, not a curated record. NCBI's taxonomy places the organism in Eukaryota, Metazoa, Chordata, Mammalia, Didelphimorphia, Didelphidae. The coding region runs from base 111 to 311 and encodes 66 amino acids. The transcript is spliced from 4 exons.
CUCGUGCCCGGGGCCCCCGCCUGGUGAGCGCGGCAGCGGCAGCGGCAGCGGCGGAGGCGGCCCCGGCGGGGCGGGGCGGCGGAGGAGCACCAAAGCCGCAGCGAGCCAAGAUGGUCGCCAAGCAGCGGAUCCGUAUGGCCAACGAGAAGCAUAGCAAGAACAUCACCCAGCGCGGCAACGUCGCCAAGACGUCGAGGAACGCCCCCGAGGAGAAGGCGUCUGUAGGGCCCUGGCUGCUGGCGCUCUUCAUCUUCGUGGUUUGCGGCUCGGCAAUUUUCCAGAUUAUUCAGAGUAUCAGGAUGGGCAUGUGAAGUGACUGACCUUAAGAUGUUUUCAUUCUCCUGUGAAUUAUAACUUGAACUCAUUCCUGAUGUUUGAUACCCUGGUUUAAAAACAGUUCAGUAAAGCAUCCUGCCUCAGAAUGACUCUUCAUGUCAUCCUUCAUGUGUCAUUCCAAGGUUUCUUCACAAGUCAUUCCAAGUUUUCUAGUUCAUACCACAGUGCCUUGAAAAGCACCACAUGUAUAAAGCAAUAAAAUUUGAUUGUUGAUCUACAAUCGUGGACCCGACUUAUUCAGUCAAGUAUAAAUUCUUGUUUUAUGUGAUUCUGAAAACUGUAUGCAGUAUAGAUACCUAGACUAAAUCUGUAUAGACAAAAAGGUCUUUGAUUUUUGUUUGCCCUAUGAUGUAUAAAUGCAGUUAGUCUUAAUUUAAAAUUUGGAAACUGAUUUUUAUAUAGCAGCGAGGCACUUUAUAUUGCUGUCUUGUGAAUUGAAAGCACACGCAUUAGGCAAAUUUAGCAGUGCUGUAUUAUGGUGCUUAUAAAUGGAACACCUAGAUGUAGUUAGCCUAGUUUUCUUGCAGCCUUUGGCACCUGAAAAUGAAAACAAUUUCAAAAUGCCUACUAUAGAAGGAGACUCUUAAAUCCAGAACAGUUAUUUUAAUAAGAUUAUUACUUUGACUACCUUGGAUUUCACAUGGUUGAAUAAACUAACUUAAGAGGCCAUAAAACAACCUGAUGAAACAUUCUGCCACCUCUUUUUAUUGCAGUUUUUUUGAGGUGAUGAUAUGAUAGAACCUGUCAGUGACUUAAAAGUAUGUUACAAAUGCCACUUGAAUUAUAAUGUCCAAUAUGAAGGGUAUUCACCACAGGUUAAGAUUUAUAAGUUAGCCCUACUAGUUAAGCAGUUUGCUAAAGCAUUGCUUGGAAAAUAUGUAUUAUUAAAAUUCCACUACUCAUUUAUCAGGUCAUAACAUGCUAUUGAGUCCAGCUGUGCCUUAGACCUCAUAGCAUGUUGAUAGCACUUUCAAUACUUAAAAAAAAAAAAGGCACACCAACUAAAUUAAGGUCAACUUUAAGUCUACCUUCCCUAAUUUAAGAUUAGGAUCCCCCCACCCCCCAUGAAGAUACAUAUAUGUAAAAUUUUAUUAACAUCUUGUUAUAUUGUUAUAUGUAAUAUAACAAUUAUGUCAUUAUAUUAUAUGUUAUAAUAAAAUACAUUGGACUUAAUCUUUAAUAUUCACCUUGAAGUUAGGGGCAUGGGUAUGAUGCUUGACUAGGUUGCUAUCAGUUAACUUUACCUGUUAUAUUGAGCGUGGGAAAGAAGACCAAGUUCUGUAGUUAAGACAUUUGGAAAGAUUACGCAGCCAUUAGUGGCAUUUUUUCUUUGUAGUUAUAGGCAAUUUUAAAAAACCAAUGAACAAAACUAGGUUUGCUUAUUAAUGAAAAUGGUGUAUAAGAUAAAUAGGAAAGUGCAUUUUACUUCUUCCUAGAGUCUCAUUUGGACAACAUCUGGACAAGACUAUAGUGAAUAAACAGUUGACAGGAUUCUCUUAGCUUCUGAUCUAUUUAAUUAGAGGCAGUUAAAUGAGCAGUGACACUAGUAGAGAAGGUUUAACAGAGGUAAACUACUGCUUGUGUAGUUUUCAAAGACUAGGAAAACAGCUAGUAACUGGUGUUUAGCUAAGGUAAUAAGGGUUCUCUCGCCAUUAUUUUUGCCACUUCAGUUAACAUAAUCAGGUUCCUGUUUGUCAUUUGAAGAGAAAUGCCUUGGUUAACCAGUAUAACUUUAAAAAUGCAAAGUUUUGCUCCAAAUUUGAAGCAGGUGCCUUAAUUUUGUUUUGAGUCAAACCAUUCCAUUGCAGUUUUCCUUGUUUUAGUACAGACAGUUGGCAUCGUAUUUUCUGUUUACAAUGUCUUAUUGACUAAAUUGACUGUUAAAUUGGUGUACAAAUUAGUCACUUCACAUCUGUAAAAAACUCCAUUCCCUUUGUAUUUACAUGUGUAAUUUACCCACUUUAUGCAGUUUAUAUUAAGCAAUUUAUGCAUGUUUGGUUAAAUGAAAAUCUUGUGCUCUGAUUGGUUUGCCCCCGUUAAAAAUAAAAAUUCAAUAUUUGAUGCUUUUCUUAAAAGAAAAAAUACAACUUCAUUUAAAUGUCUAGUUAUUAGAAGAUAAAAUGCUUUGUAUUAUGCUGUUUAGGUUAAAAUGAAAACAUUACUGCUGAGGCUUUGCAAUCUUUGCAAUAGUUGUGAGGAAUAAGAUGGAGAGUGCAUAGUAAUACAUGUACAGUAUGCUUUUUAAAUUGUCUAAAUGCUUUCCCUAUGUAGAACUUGUCCUUCUUUCACUGUGUUGUCUUCAUCUAUGGAAAACAUCUUUCCUCCCAUUUUCCUCCUCUCCCUUCCUGUCCCACCCCCCCACCCCUAAUCUAUAUUCUAUCUAAGGAUGUCAUUCAACAAUACAAAAUUAAAUAGUUUUAUGAGAUUGUCAACAUCUCUUUCUAAUUUUUAGCUGUAAUAAAUUUUAAGGGGAUAACCACAAUAUUUCAUUGUAUGCACUUGGUUGUAUAUAAUACACCUCAAAAUAAAGUGGUUGUUGAGUAGGUUUGGAAAUAUUUCUCAAUGUAUGAAGAUUUUUACUGUAAUGGAAUUCAUUGUAACAGGCUUUGACCUGUAUUAAAGGAAUUUAAUGUAUUCAA